AUGGAGAUAAUUACAACAACCACUCUCUUACUUAUUGCUUGCGUGGUCUUCCUAAUAUUAAGUAUAACAGUAGCUAGAAAACAGAAGAGAAAUAGCAAGCUACCCCCAGGGCCGCCUCCGCUGCCCAUCCUGGGCAACAUUCUGCAAAUCAAUGGCAAGGAGGUCUUUAAAUCACUCAAUAAGCUCAGUGAAAAAUAUGGUCCAGUAUAUACUAUUCACAUGGGUAUGGAACCAGUUGUGGUGCUCUGCAGCUGUGACGCAGUGAAGGAGGCUCUCAUUGAAUGUGGGGAAGAAUUUGGUGCCAGAGGGCACAUGCCUCUGCUGGACAGGAUAAGUGGUGGAGGUCACGGGGUGGUCGCCAGCAACGGUGAGCGAUGGAAACAGCUACGUCGCUUCUCGCUCAUGACUUUAAGAAAUUUUGGUAUGGGCAAAAGAAGCAUUGAGGAAAGAAUCCAGGAAGAGGCCCAGUUCCUUACUGAAGAAUUCAGGAAAACCAAUGAACAGCCACUGGAUCCAACAUUCUAUUUUGGCAAAGCUGUUUCAAAUGUAAUAUGCUCUGUGGUAUUUGGAGACCGGUUUGAGUAUGAAGACAAAACUUUCCUCCGCCUACUAGGUCUCUUAAAUGAAGUCUUUCAAUUAUUUAGCUCUGUAUGGGGACAGCUAUAUAACGUCUUUCCCAAAAUUGUUGGAAAGAUGCCAGGACCUCACCAGAAAUUCUUCAAAUCAAUUGAUGGAAUACAGGAAUUUAUUGCCGAAAGGGUGAAAAUGCACAAAGAGACAUUUGAUCCCAGUUCUCCGCGGGACUUCAUUGACUGCUUCCUCAUUAAGAUAGAGCAGGAAAAAGAUAUACCUCAUAGCGAAUUUCACAUGGAGGCAAUCGUCAAUACCACAUUUGAUUUGUUUGGUGCUGGUACUGAAACUGUUAGCACAACUCUACGUUACGGACUAAUGAUUCUCCUCAAACAUCCCGAUGUUGAAGAACACAUCCAUAAAGAGAUUGACCACGUCAUUGGCAGAAACCGGGCCCCAUGUAUUGAAGAUCGUUCUCGUAUGCCAUAUAUGGACGCUGUCAUCCAUGAAAUUCAAAGAUUCAUUGACCUCAUCCCGAUGGGAAUUCCGCACAAAGUGACUCGGGAUCUGCACUUCAGAAACUUUGUCAUUCCAAAGGACACCACUGUUUACCCAAUGCUGAGUUCCGUACUCCGUGACCCCAAGCAGUUUAAAUACCCCAAUCAGUUCAAUCCAGGACACUUUUUGGAUGAGAAUGGGAAGUUCUGUCGGAAUGAAGCAUUCAUGCCUUUCUCUUCAGGAAAAAGGAUCUGUCUUGGGGAAGGACUGGCGAGAAUGGAACUCUUCCUGUUUCUCACCACCAUUUUACAGAACUUCAGUCUCCGGACUCCCAUGGACAUAGACGAUAUAGACUUAACACCACUAAUGAGUGGGUUUGGGAAUUUUCCGCGUAAAUUCCAGCUGUGCUUUAUCCCACGCUAAUCAUUAAUGUUUUCAAAACAUUUUUACAUUAUUUGCUAAUUUAUGUACUUGAAAAGUCAUUACUAUAAGCUUAAAUUGGUCAUUAUUGCAGGAAAAAGAAAACGUAUACAAAUAAAAUAGUAGAACUUAUAGCACAUCUUGUACCAACAGCUGGCAAUUCAUUAAAUUAGAGGUACUGUACUAUACUAUACAUUCUAAAAAUUAAAUUAUAUUGUUUACUAAACAGA
Messenger RNA from Pseudophryne corroboree (corroboree frog), 1718 nucleotides. RefSeq names its product cytochrome P450 2C16-like. Gene Ontology annotation, cellular component: intracellular membrane-bounded organelle; cytoplasm. Gene Ontology annotation, molecular function: arachidonate epoxygenase activity; oxidoreductase activity, acting on paired donors, with incorporation or reduction of molecular oxygen, reduced flavin or flavoprotein as one donor, and incorporation of one atom of oxygen; heme binding. NCBI's taxonomy places the organism in Eukaryota, Metazoa, Chordata, Amphibia, Anura, Myobatrachidae. Gene Ontology annotation, biological process: epoxygenase P450 pathway; xenobiotic metabolic process. The transcript has 9 exons. The coding region runs from base 1 to 1491 and encodes 496 amino acids. The record is from RefSeq and is a predicted model, not a curated record.